Messenger RNA from Physella acuta, 2760 nucleotides. RefSeq names its product kelch-like protein 24. The record is from RefSeq and is a predicted model, not a curated record. Lineage: Eukaryota; Metazoa; Mollusca; Gastropoda; Physidae. Gene Ontology annotation, molecular function: protein binding.
GUAAUAAUGAUCUAGAAUUCCUAGAUAGAAAAAUGCUCAUCAAACUUUCAUUUGUAUCUAGAUCUAAAUCUAGUUAAAAGCUCAGUCCCAGUUUUGAAGUGAUUGGCUCAAACAUGGAGGGAGCCACGUCAUGGCUACAACAGUACUACAAUGCUAUUUCCUGUGGCCUGGAGCGUCUGUACACAAGUGGGGCACACUCAGAUACAACCAUUAUUGUUGGGGAGAAGACCUUCCAGUGCCAUAGAGUCAUACUCUGUGCCAUAUCGCCAUACUUUGAUGCCAUGUUUUCAUCUGGCAUGAAGGAAAGUGUUUCCGGCAUUGUGAAGAUAGAAGGCACAGACAGUGCUAUUUUUGAGGCCAUACUUGACUACAUUUACAAAGGGACAGAUUCUGUAAAUGAAGGCAAUGCUGAAGCCAUAUUGAAGGCUGCUUGCCUGCUGCAGAUGGAAUGUCUUCAAAAAAGGUGUGAAGAGUUCAUCUGUAAAACUCUAACUAUAAACAACUGCUUUGAACGGUGGCGCUUAGCUAUCUGGCACUGUAGUCAACACCUAAAGCAGCAGGCCUGGAAGUUCAUCAUGUCAAAUUUUGUCAAGAUUUCUCAGCAGGAAUAUUUCCUGACUCUGGAGAAAGACGAGCUCAUCUCAAUCAUAAAGGAAGACGAGCUGAACUGCCCCAACGAAGAGUUUGUCAUAGAAACUGUUCUCAAGUGGGUGCAGCAUGACCUAGAGGUCAGAGGUCAACUCCUGGGGGACAUUUUCCCAUAUCUGCGGCUGCCGCUAACCAAACCCCAGUUCCUGAUAGAUAUUUUGAGAAAGUAUGCUGUUGUCAAAGAACACACGGAAUGCCACAUGUAUAUAGAUCAUGCCAAGAAUUUUCAGCUCUUGCCAGCACAUCGCCAUGACAGCAGUAGUCCGGUGACGUCAUACAGAAAAACAUCCCAGUAUGAAGAUGUUCUGGUUGUUAUUUCUGGUGGAGAAUCUCCCAGGCCACCCUACAUUAGAUCUAAGAAUGUUCUGGCUUUUGGAUUCUAUAGCCGUAAAUGGUUUCGUCUCUCACCUUUACCCUACGACCCAGGCAUUGAAUUUGCCACAUGUGUGCACAACAACGAUAUCUUUGUAACUGGGGGAGGCUUGUUCAAAUCUUGUUUCUUGCGGUUCCGUUCUAAGAAAGAUAAGUGGUCCCAGUGUAGGGCUAAGCUGAAAAAUGGCAGGAGGAGACAUGCAAUGGCUGCCUGUGGAAAUAAGAUCUAUGUGAUUGGUGGCUACAACAGCGAGCUUGGCCAGGGCACCAAAGUCCUGAGUUCUAUAGAAGAGUUUGAGCUAGGCUGUAGCGAGUGGAUGGAAGUAGCACACCUCAUUAUUCCUGUGAGCUCAAUAUCAGCCACCGCCACCAAGGAUAAGGUCCUUGUGUUUGGGGGUGAGACCAACGACCGCACAGAUACAGCUUCAAUUCAAUGUUUUGACACGCUGACGCACUCAGUCAGCAUUGUUGCACAACUUCCCCUGGCAUGCAAGUUGACCCGGGCAACAGUUUGUAACAAUUGUAGCUACAUCAUUCUGUACAAUGGGAAAAUUGUCCAGUUUGACCAUCGGACUGACACUGUCAAAGUCAUGGGUCACAUUCAGAACUUUGACUGUGUCCAUUACGGCUUGGUUCAUCGUAGAGGUUCUCUGCUACUUCUGGGUGGUCAGAGGAUCAUUCCUGGCCCCAAUCCUAUCCGAGCUCUAGUGGACACAAUGUUGCUGUACGAUGUAAGGAAUCAGAGAGUUAUCAUGCUGAAUGACCGCAUACCCACACCAAGGCUGGUGGACAGCUGUGCCAAAAUCACCAUUGAGAAAAAGUUUCUUGUAACAGAGUACACUGAGGCCACGCCAGGAUCCUAGGUGCCAUUUGUUGUUUAAUUGCAUCUAGCUAGUGUCAGGCUCCUGGGUACAGGGAAAUAAUUCCAGGUUUAUAGGUACUAUUUGUUGUACUGAGUACAUUGGAUCCAUGGCUAGCUUCUAGAUACUGUGAAGAGAGAGGCAGUGUAUGUGUGUUAUACUGAAUAGAUUGAGGCUUCAAUUGCUGCUACUGUGUUGUUUACACUCUGUGUUCACCUUCUCCACCAAUUGAUAGAUACCACUAGCCUUACAAGAUUUACUUAACUUUAUCAACAUUCUAACAUGUAUUUAUUAGAGUUGUUUUUGUCAACUGUUUAUUAACAUUUGUGUAGCUUUUGAACCUAACUCUUGUGUUUACUAAAAGAACAUUAUUUUGAUUAUGACUCAACAAAGUAAAACUAUUACUAUUAGAAAGAGAGAUGAAUUCUAUUAGGCUGCAGAAAUCUGUGUGUAGUUGAUUAAACAUGCUGUUUAGGUUGGUGUUUAAAUUUGCUUCGGCUGCUUCACUUGUAUGAAUUAGCAUUCUAAGAAUAAUAAUGUGUUUGUAGGCAAACUAAAAACUUCAGUGGCUGUUGACUAUGUCUGUUCUAUUUUCAAACCACUGUUUAUUGGGACCAAGUAAACUCUUCUCUACCUUUUAAUAUACUAUGAGUUAGGUUUUGUUUUGUAAAUCAAACUGUAUUCAUGGUUAUAGUAUUCUAGCCAGAUUAUGAGUUUUUUAAAAUAAAUAUAUUAUAAAAUAUAGUGUAUUUGGUUCAUAUCUAAGGAGAUUUUUACUAUUUUGUAAGUAUUAUGGACAGAUGUUGAUGCCUAAAAAAGUUAUUCUGUAUACCAGUUAACACUCAGCUAACACAACAUGGCUACAGGACAUUACCCCCCC